Molecule: messenger RNA, 38702 nt
Organism: Pelobates cultripes (western spadefoot toad)
Lineage: Eukaryota; Metazoa; Chordata; Amphibia; Anura; Pelobatidae
Source: the annotation of a GenBank genome assembly
AUGGCGGCCAUGGCCCCGGCCCUCACCGAAGCAGGAGAAGCCCAGCCCGGCCUCAAACCCUCGGUGACCCGGCCCAAGCCGCCCGAGCUCAACGGAACCCACCGCGGGGCCCCCCUCCCCCGCAGGAACGGCCGGCUCCCCCCCGGGGGGCCCCCCAACAUGGCCUUCCCUUCCGGGGGUCCCCCCAACAUGGCCCUCCCCUCCGGGGGCCCCCCCAACAUGGCGCUCCCUCCCGGGGGUCCCCCCAACAUGGCCCUCCCCUCCGGGGGCCCCCCCAACAUGGCCCUCCCCCCCGGGGGCCCCCCCAGCAUGGCGGCAGCGGGCCGGCUCCCCCCCGGGGGCCCCCCCAACAUGGCCCUCCCCCCCGGGGGCCCCCCCAGCAUGGCCCUCCCCCCCGGGGGCUCCCCCAACAUGGCGGCAGCGGGCCGGCUCCCCCCCGGGGGCCCCCCCAACAUGGCCCUCCCCCCCGGGGGCCCCCCCAGCAUGGCCCUCCCCCCCGGGGGCCCCCCCAGCAUGGCGCUCCCCCCCGGGAUGGCGGCCGGCCGGCAGGCAGAGCUGGGAGCCCGGGCCCGGAGGCUGUGUCGGCGGCUGCAGGUGAUCCAGGCCAAGCAGGUGGAGCGACAUGUCCGGCAGCAGCUGGCCGGCCUGGUGGGGCUCCUGGCGGGCAGGGGGUCGGGCGGGCUGGCCGGGGCCGAGCUCCAGCGGGUGGCGGGCAGCUCCUCGGCCAGGCUGCGGGCGGCUCAGGGAGCCUUUGACUCGGACGCCACUGAGAGCAGCUCGGGGGGAGACAGCGAGAACGAGGAGACCGAGAGCGGAGAGAGCGGGGGAGACAGCCUGGAGGAAGCCGCACAUCGGCCGGGACACGGGUCAGUCACUCACUCACUAUCUCUCUCUCUCUCUAUCUAUAUACACUGUGUAUACUGUGUGCUUAUAGUGUGUAUAUACCGUGUAUACUGUGUGUAUAUAGUCACUCACUAUCUCUCUCUAUCUAUCUAUCUAUCUAUCUAUCUAUCUAUCUAUAUAUAGUGUGUAUACUGUGUGCUUAUAGUGUGUAUAUACCGUGUAUACUGUGUGUAUAUAGUCACUCACUAUCUCUCUCUAUCUAUCUAUCUAUCUAUCUAUCUAUCUAUAUAUAGUGUGUAUACUGUGUGCUUAUAGUGUGUAUAUACCGUGUAUACUGUGUGUAUAUAGUCACUCACUAUCUCUCUCUAUCUAUCUAUAUAUACACUGUGUAUACUGUGUGCUUAUAGUGUGUAUAUACCGUGUAUACUGUGUGUAUAUAGUCACUCACUAUCUCUCUCUAUCUAUAUAUACACUGUGUGCUUAUAGUGUGUGUGUAUAUACCGUGUAUACUGUGUGUGUAUAGUCACUGACUCUCUAUCUAUAUAUACUGUGUGCUUAUAGUGUGUGUAUAUACCGUGUGUGUAUAGUCACUGACUCUCUAUCUAUAUAUACUGUGUGCUUAUAGUGUGUGUGUGUAUAUACCGUGUGUGUAUAGAGUGUCUCUCUCUCUCUCUCUCUCUCUCUCUCUCUCUCUCUCUCUCUCUCUCUCUCUCUCUCAUAUAGUCACUGACUCUCUAUAUAUAUUGUGUGUGUAUAUAGUCACUGACUCUCUAUAUAUACCGUGUGCUUAGUGUAUAUAUACCGUGUGUGUAUAUAGUCACUGACUCUCUAUUAUACAUACCGCGUGCUUAUAUUGUGUAUACCGUGUACUGUGUGUAUAUAGUGACUGACUCUAUUAUAUACUGUGUGUAUCUAGUGACUGACUAUUAUAUACUGUGUGUGUGCUUAUAGUGUAUAUACUGUGUGUAUAUAGUCACUGACUCUCUCUAUAUACCGUGUAUACUGUGUGUAUAGUCACUGACUCUCUAUUAUACAUACCGUGUGCUUAUAGUGUGUGUGCGUGCUUAUAGUGUGUAUACUGUGUGUGUGUGCGUGCUUAUAGUGUGUAUACUGUGUGUGUGUGCGUGCUUAUAGUGUGUAUACUGUGUGUGUGUGCGUGCUUAUAGUGUGUAUACUGCGUGCGUGCGUGCUUAUAGUGUGUAUACUGCGUGCGUGCGUGCUUAUAGUGUGUAUACUGCGUGCGUGCGUGUGUAUAGUGUGUAUACUGUGUGUGUGCGUGCGUGUUUAUAGUGUGUAUACUGUGUGUGUGUGCGUGCUUAUAGUGUGUAUAUAGUGACUGACUGUAUUAUACGUAGUGUGCUUAUAGUGUAUAUACCAUGUAUACUGUGUGUAUAUAGUGACUGACUGUAUUAUACAUAGUGUGUGUGUAUAGUGUAUAUACUGUGUACUGUGUGUGUAUAUAGUGACUGACUAUUAUACAUAGUGUGCUUAGUGUAUAUAGUGACUGACUAUUAUACAUACCGUACUUAUAAUUACAUAGUGUGUGCUUUAUAUACUGUGUAUAGUGACUGUAUUACAGUGUGUGCUUUAUAUACUGUGUAUAGUGUGCUUUAUAUACUGUGUAUAGUGACUGUAUUACACAUAGUGUGUGCUUUAUAUACUGUGUAUAGUGACUGUAUUACGCAGUGUGUGUGCUUUAUAUACUGUGUAUAGUGACUGACUGUAUUACACAUAGUGUGUGCUGAAUAUACUGUCUAUAGUGUGCUGUGUGUGUAUAGUGUCUGUAUUACACAUAGUGUGCUUUAUAUACUGUGCUGUGUGUAUAUAGUGACUGGAUUACACAUAGUGUGCUGUGUGUGUAUAGUGUGCUUUAUAUACUGUGUAUAGUGUCUGUAUUACACAUACUGUGUAUAGUGGAGUGUGUGUGUGUGCCGUGUAGUGUGUAUACUGUGUACUGAACACUGUCUUAUAUGCUGUUUACUCCGUGCUGUAUAUAUUGCCAUGUAUCACCCUAUAUACACCCUGGCACCAGGGCAAGUGACUGCGUACUGUGUUGUACAUAGUGUGUGUACUCUGUGCUGUGGCCUGUCUCAAUUUACAUACAGCUUGGCACUGGGGAUUGACUCUAUAUACGGUUUUCCACAUGGUCUAUAUACUCUGUAUUGUCAGGUGACUGUACACUGCGCUGCACAUGGUGUAUUUACUGUACCAUGUGCUACUCUCUGAAUGGGCUGUACUGUACAGUGUCUAUACUGUGUGCACGCUGGUCAUGUCUAUAUUUAUACAGCAUGGCACUCGGGUGAGUGACUCUGUGUACAUUGUGCAUAGUACAAAUACAUAGUGUGUAUUGUCCCCAUAUCUCACACAAUGUGUGUAUAUAUAGCAGGCAUAGGCAACCUUUGGCACUCCAGAUGUUUUGGACUACACCUCCCAUGAUGCUUUGCCAGUAUUACGGGUGUUAAGAGCAUUAUGGGGGAUGUAUUCCAAAACAUCUGGAAUGCCGAAGGUUGCCUAUCCCUGAUAUAUAGCUUAAUCAUGACUAUAGUGUGCCUUGCAGUCUCUGCAAACCCUACACUGUGUAUUACGUAUGCCUCCUGCACAGUGUACUGUGUCACACAAUGUGUAGCCUGUCUAAAGGCAAGUAUCCCUUCUUAAACCCUGUAUAAUGCGGGGCGCACGAUAAGCCAGGCUUUAAACAUUACUUGGGAGGGUACAUAUCACUGGGGGUUAACUUCUGCUCACUAAUGGCUAGUGGAGAGUAUACAUUUUAAGCCCUGUAUAAUAUAUGCCUCCAGUACAGUGUGCAGUUACCCAAUGUACAAUCUGUCCCAGAACAAGUGUGUAAGGAAACCAAAUAUAUUUAAACCUCAUUCGGUAGUUUCCUCCCCGAACCGCCAGAGCCUUAGUGAUUAUAGCCCUCCGUUCGGUAGAUAAGGUAGACGAAUCCUAUAGUAAUUCCAAUAGCUUAACGAGAUAAUUCCCUUAGCGAAACACACGAAUCCCCAAACAUCAGCCAAAGUCAAGAAGAAGGGUACAAAAUGAACUGUCCUUUAAUGGGUGCACACAGCUUUUAUGCAAGUCCCCAUGCAAGGGGACAGCCCUCAGGGAGGGACAAACAAUAGCCAAUCAUAAACAGUAAAAUGUUAACACACACCUACAAUUCCCUCCCCUAGCCCAGGAGAUAAUUUAGUCUGAUAAAAUAGUAACUUAAUUAUCUCCGGGCUGAAAAAUCACUUUUUCCCCCAACUUUCAGAACACCCCUUUAUACUGGGGGUGUCCCCUGAUAGCCCUGAUCUGGGUGACCAACAUAUUCGAAUUUCACCCAGAUCAGUUCAGGGGUUCGCAAAUUCUAUGGACGUCUUGUGUGACCGGCCCACCCUGGGCUGCAUGCCCGAAACAGUUCCAUGAAUUUGGUGGGUUUUGCUGGUCACGUUCGAAAAACAUAAAAACGAAGAAAAGUACCGAAUGGAUCCCUCUGGCUCCUAGCAGCGCUCGUGCCCCUCUGUCGAAUGCACCAAAGUACCGAAUAGCGCUCUUCUAGCUAUUCGGUAAGUUCCAGCGUUCGUCUGUUUGGGACCGGUGUACAGGAAGUCGAGUGCCCGCAAAACAGUUCCAUGCACUCGACAACCAGGUCCCGCUACCUUUGUUCGCAUGAACAAAGAUGGCUGCGGUUUUCUCUGCCACGUGGCGUUCGACUAACUAACGCUGGCCGCACAGAGGUAGCAAUUUCACCUAAAUCUUUGAUGUUUAAUGAGCCAGAGGGUGGUCCCGGUUCGGUAGUUUCAUCUACCGAAUGCAAUAGGCAGUACAUUGAAUAAAAAGGAAUGCACACUGUAAAUCACAUAGGAAUAGGGGGGUUUCUUCACAGAGUGUUUUUUUGCCUGGAUGACUUUAUAAUCUGUCCUUAAUGCCACCUAUACUGUGUGCCAUGUGUCUCCCAGUGGGAGGGUCUGUGCCUGGCAUCUAGACUACGUCCUCUCAAUGCCAUAUAGCCCCUGUUUUAACGCCGUAGCUCAGGGGUGCCCAAAAUUGGAUCCCCACAUGUUGUAGAACUAAAACUCCCAUGGUGUUUGCAAUGCUUCAGAAUGAGAAAGCAUCGUGGAAGAUGUUGUUUUAAAACAUCUGGGGAUCUACCUUUUGGCCACCCGUGGUGUGGCUGAAAACAUUGGCAUUUGUUGGGAUCAGCUAUGUUUUCUUUGCAGUGCUAACAUGCUAUUAGUGGCUGAGGCCCAGUCACCUAACUGGCAACUAAGCUCACGGGCAGGGUCCUCUACCUGUUGUAUAGGUCUGUUCUUAUUGUGUUUGUCUUUUUCCCAAUUGUACAGCGCUGCGGAAUUUGUUGGCGCUUUAUAAAUGCAGUAAUAAUAAUAGGACACUAUAGCGUUUGGAAUAUAUAUUUUUAUUCCUUUUAAAUUGUGUAUUUGUUCGGCAUGUCUUUAAUGUGUACCAUGCCAUCCUACGUAUAUCCUGCUGCUGGGCAGAGGAGUAAUGUGAGCGUCAUGUGUACUAGCACUGUUUUCUACUCAUUCUGUGUAUCGUUUUGACCAUUGGUGUCAAGCAGUUUCACCCUUUGCCACUUCACAUGCUGUCCCAUCUAAGGUGCCAUUCCUUUAUUUGGGCAUUUCCAUACCUCCUAUAAUGCUUCUGAUAUAACUAUACGCCAUCGGGAACUCUUCGUUUGCUGUCCUGUUUUAUGUGAAUAGUUUCUUACUUUGAUGCCUGAAUUGCAAUAUAUCAACCUGCUGAGCACAGUGAGACGAGUAAUGAACACUAUAGCGAUAGGAGUACAAAUGUAUAUUCCAAAUGCUAAAGCGUCCUGUACAAUGUUUAGGUCCUCAUCGCCCCUUUGUAAGGAACUAAAAUGAAAGUCCCUUACCAUGUCUCCCUCAUCACACUGCUUUGCCAGCGGCUGGCACCACCUCCUUGGGUGGAUUCCUCGACAUCAGUGAUCUCAGCCAAUCCAGUGCUUUCAGGCUAGAGUGCAUGGGUGACAAAACGCAGCGCUGUGCCAAUCAGAGGGUCUGUGUGAGACCCUCUGAUUGCAAUAAGUUUUACUUCGCUAUUUCAUAGGAAGCUCCUCUAGUGUCUAAGUGACAGACAAGAUGCAUUUAAACCCGGUAAUGAAAACUUUGCCAAUCCUGCAAAUGAUGUUUUACACUGCUGGGCACCCAGAACACUUCAUUUAAAUAGUCAGGGGCGUGUAACAAGGUUAAUUUAUAAAAGUGCCAGUUACUAAUGCAAGGCUUAAAAUUGGUAGUGCUAUGCCACUAGCCAGGCCCUAAAAGUAAAUUACCACUGCUGGCUAUAAUAUAAUCUCCAAGAAUUAAUCUCUAUUUACCUAAAUUUUCACUUGGUAGAGUGAGUGCAAAUUUUGAGCCCUGUUCUACUGAUACCUGUAUUGUUUUGUAAAAUGAAAGCACACUUUUCACACACAAAGCAAUUCAGCAAGCUAAAGUGCUUAAGGGGGUCUCCAGUGUUCUUCUAGACAAUCUGCUCUGUAAAGGAUUUUUUUAUUUUUAUUUACAAUGUUGUUCUCCUGCUGUUCACUCUAUCAUGAACAGCAGGAGAACAACAUUGUAAAUUUUUAGAAUAAACUAGUAAAUAUUCACUUUACAGAACACUUUGAUAAAUAUCCCACCCUGGCAAGCAGAGGUGUAUUAUGUAUUGUCCAAUAACAGCUAAAUAGCGUUAUUUUAACUGCAUUGGGAUGUCCGGUACCAUAACCGGCUGAUGACGUAAAGGGAAAAGAUCACAAAUCCCUGACUUUAAAGGGAUACUAUCAGUGCCAGGAAUACAAAGCAGCAUUCCUGGCACUAUAGCUCCCUCUACAACAUCCCACCGCGAUUUAAUAAAGGUGUAUUUAAAAAAAAAAAAAAAUCUUACCCCAGCGCCGAUGUCUCUUGCUGCUGGACCGCGGCUCCGCCUCCUCCCCCAUCUGAAGUGGUCUGGGUGCCUAUAGUGUCCCUUUAUGAUCUCUGAGAUUAGGAAUGCACAAUGGGGGAGGUAAAUGUAUUUUGAAAAGUGACAGUGAACUUUCAUCAUCAUUGUGAUUGUAUUUAAAUGUUCUUGCCUUUAAUCACUCCCAUAUACACUGAGUACACCAAAUAUCUCACAGAUACAUGGUGUAUUCAAUGUAAAAUAUAGAAUUUGUUCACUUUGCCUCCGUUCCAGCACCGCCAUCUUCAUUCUUUGUGGGUGUAAACCCCAGCUCCACCUGUGCUCCUUCCGCAGUCGUCUUUGAUUUGUUGUGCUUGGGACGUGGUGAAUCUCGUCCGUGACAUACCGGCUUUGUUGCCAGUGUCAGAGCAGAGUGGCAUCACUCAAUUCCUGUACUGUUAUUUAUUACGCUAAUUUCUAAUGCCUUGGGUUACAAGUGUUCUAGCACUGCAUAACUCUAAGAAACCCUUGCUUCCCCUUUGUGCAAAUGUUCCAAGCAAAUAAGGAAGAAAAACCUUCGCUCAUACUUGAAUGCAGAUUCCACUUCAAAUUCACUCCUUUACAAAAGUGAAGGGACAUUAUCUUAACUAAUGCACUUAAAGCAAGUAGAAGUACUCUGUUUGCAGUGUUCCUUUAAAGGGACACUAUAGAAAAACUACAGCUUAUUGAAUUUGUUCUGGUGAGUAGAAUCAUUACCUUCAGGCUUUUUGCUGUAAACAUGGUCUUUAAGCCUAGUGAUAACCUCACUGGCCACUCCUCAGAUGGCUGUUAGAGAUCCUUCCUGGGUCAUGGCUGCCUAAAAUGCAUCCAAACAUUCAGUGUCUCCUCCCUCUGCAUGCAGACACUGAACUUUCCUCACUGAGAUCCAUUGAUUCAGUUAAACUCUGAGGAGAUGCUGAUUGGCCAGGGCUGUGUUUGAUUCAUGCUGGCUCUGCUCCUGAUCUGCCUCCUUGUCAGUCUCAGCCAGUCCUAUGGAGAAGCACUGUGAUUGGAUCAGGCCACCCCUUCUAAUGGUGUCAGCAGACUGCUUGUUUUUAUGAGUCUAACAGCAUGCAGAGUUACAGCUUCAGACUUGAAUACAGUAAGAUUUUGCUAUAUUUAUAAAGGCAUGAGGGGCCGAAGGGGGCCAGAUGGUGGUGUUAACACUAUAUAGGGUCAGGAAUACAUGUUUGUUCAUGACCCUAUAGUGAUCCUUUUAACAUUUGUAAAACAUCUGCAGUUGAACUUUUAAGGGAACCCUAUCGUCACCUAAACGACUUUGACUUAAUGAAGCAGUUUUAGUGUAUAGAUUUUACUGCUCAAACAGUGAUUUUAACUCCUAAAUGGCAAUUAAUUGAGCAGUGAGGCUGCUUCAUUAAGCUAACGUUUUGGUGACUAUAGUGUUCCUUUAAGUGAACCUGAUUGCAUCGCAACAUUAGCAUAGAGCAUGCAUUAUGCUUACUGUAGUGCUUAUGGUGCCAAGAAUGCAGUGGCGCCUCCCUCCAUUUUGAAAGUAGCCAAACCAUUUUAGAAUGGUUUAGCAGAGGAGAGCGAACGGAAGUUCCUGUUUGGGAGCUCUGGCUCUCCAUGGGGAGUAGUGUAGGCAGGGUAUAAUGCCAACUAAACCCCUGGUACGAAGUCAAAAUGUUCUAAGCCUGUUUGCUUUCAGUGGGCUGGCACCACGGCACUCUUAAAAAUGUAGUGAUUGUUUCUUGAAGUGUUCCUUUACAUUUAUAUUACUUUUUUUUUUUUUUCUUUUUUUUUUUAUUAACUAGUUGCUUCCGGUCUCAUAAUACAAGAAAUGUUGGGGAAAUAAAGGCACUACUUUGUGUUAGUUGAUAUGAUGACUCAAAGUCCUACAAAUAAAGCAGGAAGAUUGUGUCUGUCACUGUGCUUUUAUGUACAGUUAAAGGAACACUAUAGGGUCAGGUACACAAACAUGUAUUUCUGACCCUAUAGUGUUAAAACACCAUCUAGUCCCUCUAAAUAUAGUAACAUCUUACAUUUUAUUCCACUCUGCUGCUGCUGGCUCUGCCCCUGAUCUGUCUGCUUGGCUGACAUAAUCAGAAGUGGUUAUCUGAGCCAAUCACAAUGCUUGAAAGCAUUGGAUUUGGUGAGAUUGUCAAGGAGGCAGAUCAGGAACUAUAGUGUGCCUUUAACUCUUCUUAAAUAUGUCUUGUAUGAGACGGAGCACAAUUCUUAUGUUUUAAGGUGUGCCCAGUUUUGUAAAAACAAUGACUUAUGGAUUCCAUCCACACCUUUCCUCUUUGCUUUUUAAUUUCCGUUUAAACUAGACCCCUUCAAUGGUCAUGGUAUCUGUAAUAGGUUGAGAUAAUUGAAGGUACAAGCAUGGUUUAGCUUUGUCCCAUAAUCUGGAUGUGUUUGGUUACUGUGUAGGGUGUGCUGUUGGAACAGCGUCCGCCUGCCCAUUCUCUCGAUGGAAGGAGUAUUCAGCUUGUGCCGCAGAACCUCUUAUCGCCUACCUGGUAUCCUGCUAUGCCCACUAGUGGGUGGUAGGGACCAGGUUGACCCCACCCCCCAAAUUCUUAUAUUGCCCCCCCCCCUAUUGUUUUUAGGUCCCCCACCUGCCGUGCAUAUUAACCCCCAUAGAGUAAGGGAGGACAUGGGGGGGUUUAGGAAGUGGUGAGCACUGCUCCCUGCCACUUCUAUCUUUACAUAUUACAAGGAGGAAGCUGCGCGCCGGUAGCUCUAUCCUUGUAAUAAACUGCACGAACACUGAUACUCGGUGUUAGUUUGUUCGUCUGAAAUUUCUAUUCAUUCUUUGACAAAUGAAUGGAUGAAAUUCCCGUUCGCAUGUCCAAGUGUUUAACUGGGCAUGUGCAGGAAUCUGUCUAGUGUGGGCAGAUGAUGUGUCCCACAGGGACUUCAUCUACCCACACAAAGAUGGCAGCGCCCUAAAUAUAGGUUAAGGCUGAAAAUAAAGAAUAAAAAAUAGGUAAUAUGGGGGGUUUAGGGGCAUUGGGGGGUGUCUAGGGGGUCAAUUAGAUGUUAGAGGGGGGUUUAAAAAAAACAACAAAAAAAACGGGAUUCGGCCAUGACCGUGCCGCUUUAACUAUGCAAGUGAAAACAUUGCAGUUUUAGAGAAAUCAUAAUGUUUAUAUUGCAGUGUUGAGACUUCCACUAGUGGCACUUCCCGCAGUUCAGAGUUUAACCCCUUAAGGACCGGACUGUUUUUACGAUGUUGUACAUUUGCGACCAGGCAUCUUUUUACACUUUUGUGGUGUUUGUGUUUAGCUGUAAUUUUCCGCUCUCUCAUUUACUGUUCCCAUACAAAUUAUAUAUUGUUUUUUUCAAGACAAAAGGGGCUUUCUUUACAUACCAUUAUUUAUAUAAUCUUAUGUAAUUUAAUUUUAACAAAAUGGAAAAAAUAUGAUGAACAAUUGAAAAAAAUACAUGUUUUUUUUUACUUUUACGUGAAAAAUCUUUUACUCAUCUACAAAAGCGAAUGAAAAAAAACUGCUAAAUAGAUUCAAAAUUUUGUCCUGAGUUUAAAAAUACCCAGUGUUUACAUGCUUUUUUGCAUGUUAUAGGGCUAUAAGUACAAGUAGGAUAUUGCAGUUUCAAAACAUACAUUUUUAAAAUUUAUCAAUAGUGACAUUGUAACACUAUUAUCUGUCAUAAAUCCCUGAAUAACACCCCACAUGUACAUAUUUUUUUUUAAAGUAGACAACCCAGGGUAUUCAAUAUGGGGUAUGUCCAGUCUUUUUUAGUAGCCAUUUAGUCGCCAACACUGGCCAGAGUUAGCAUUCAUCUUUGUUUGUGUGUGAAAAAAGUAAAUUGAAUGCUAAUUUUGGCCAGUGUUUGUGACUAAAUGGUUACUAAAAAAAGACUGGACAUACCCUAUCUGCAAUACCUUGGGUUGUCUUCUUUUGCAAAUGGUAUGCCAUCAUGGGGGUAAUUCUCAUUCCUGGGCUACCAUAUGCUCUCAAAGGCAACGUAACCAACCUGGCCUUUUUCAAUGUAAAAAUAUUUGACCCUGUAACUUUCAAAAACGCUAUAAAACCUGUACAUGGGGGUUACUGUUAUACUCAGGAGACUUUGCUGAACACAAAUACUAGUGUUUCAAAACAGGAAAACGUAUCACAACAAUUAUAUCAGUAAAAAUGCUGUUUGUGUGUAAAACAAAAAUGAAAAAAAAGUCACUUUCACUGACAAUAUCAUCGCUGUGAUAUGUUUUACUGUUUUGAAUCACUAAUAUUUGUGUUCAACGAAGUCUCCCGAGCAAACAGUACCCCCAUGUACAGGUUUUAGGGUGUCAUAAAUGGUUACAGCGUAAAAUACAGUGCUAGCAAAUUAAAUUCUCUGGACUUUUGGCCUGGGUUGGCAGGCAGGGCCCUCAAAUUGCCAUCAAUAAAAUUACUUAUGUAAAAAUAUUACAUAAAUACACACGUAGAAUUUAAAUAUAUAUGCAUAUUUAUGUAUUUGAAUACAUAUAUUGAUAUCAAAAUACAGUUUGAAAAAAUUAUAUCUAUAUGAAAUUUUUAUACAAUUUUUUUAUUUUUACAUUUUUUAAUUGAAAUUAAUUUGUAUUUUAUUAUAUAUACAAUACAUAGUUAUUAGAUAUACGUGUGUAAUUUAAUUAUAAGUUUAUUAAUCUAGGUACAUAUUAAUAUACACUUAGUAUGACAUUAUAUAUGAUAUAUAGACAUAUAAUUUUUUUUAUUUACAUUAACAUUUAAUUUUUUUUUUAAAUGAUUUUACAAUAGCAGGGAGACUGCAUGUCAGCACAGGCAGUCCCCCUGCAGGCAGACACAUGGACACCUAUUGUGACCGCUUUGUUGAGCGAUCACAUGGCCACAGGGGUCCUAAUCCGCCAUGGGGAGACUGUCUGCCUGGGCUGCAGGCAGUCUCCCCACACCGGGAGCAUCGCCGCCGGGGGAACGACAGCGAUCGGGUAAGUACAUCUUACCGCUAGGACGGUUCAGGACCGUCACCGGUCGGCAAUGCAAAAAUGCCGAUGACGGUCCUGAACCGUCCUUGGUCCUUAAGGGGUUAAAGGAUCACUAUAGGGUCAGGAACACAAACUUGUAUUCCUGACCCUAUCGUGUUUAAACCCACCAUAUAGGUGGCUUGCCCCCCUAUAAAAGUUCAAAACUCCCCUUAUUUUGCUCCGCCCAAUUUGUGACAUAAUUUUCCUAGUCAAAAUGGCUGACUAGGAAAGUAUUGCUUAUAUUCAGUUUCGGGGUUGGGGGCAGGCUAGGACAGUAUUGCUUGUGUUCAGUCUUGCUGGGUGGGGGGUCUGACUUGGACCGUAUUGCUUGUUUUCAGUCUGGGGGGGGGUGCAAACUAGGGCAGUAUUGCUUGUGUUCAGCAGCUUGAUGGAUCUGACACUAUUAAUCUUACAUUUCAUGUUAAUGCAAAUAAUCCCACAGCUGCAUGUUGACACAAUACCUGCUAUUAAAUAUCAAGUUAUACUGGGCUUCCAGUUGACAAAGGCCUUGUGUUAUACCGAAAUGUUGUCUCUGUGCUUUAAUAAAUGGAGUUUGCUUCAUGAGUGCUUUUCACUAGUGGCAUCCUAGUAUGAUAUGUGCUGGGCUUUAACUAAGCACCUUGAAUGUAGGUUAUAGCUACAGUGCACAGUGUCUCCUGUGACUCCUCCUUCAUUGGUGUUAAUGAAAGUAUGAGAGGAAUGUGGGUAAAAUACAGUGUAACUGUUUCUAUGUAAAAUGACACGUUCUGCCAUUUAAUGAGGACUUUGUGUGGUAUUGUGGAUUGGUGCUGUAAAAUGCUUAUCUUCCCGUAAGACUGAUAUUUCUCCACAAAUGUCCUGAUGCCAGAGAAUGAGUAGAAAAUAAAUCUCAUAGGAGAUAUCCCUGGUAACACAAUCUAACCAGCAGUUGCUGGAAGGAAUGUGAAAAGCCUGGUGACAUCUUGCAGCCCGUUAUAAAGGCUGUGGCGCAGUAUAAUAAUCCCCAUCUGGGCCAAAGUUGUACAGGCUGUGGCGGUAGUAUAAUAAUCCCCAUCCGACCUACGUCGUACAGGCUGCGGCGGCAGUAUAAUAAUCCCUAUCGGCCUACGUUGUACAGGCUGUGGUGGCAGUAUAAUAAUCCCCAUCCGGCCUACGUUGUACAGGCUGUGGCGGCAGUAUAAUAAUCCCUAUCGGCCUACGUUGUACAGGCUGUGGUGGCAGUAUAAUAAUCCCCAUCCGGCCUACGUUGUACAGGCUGUGGCGGCAGUAUAAUAAUCCCUAUCGGCCUACGUUGUACAGGCUGUGGUGGCAGUAUAAUAAUCCCCAUCCGGCCUACGUUGUACAGGCUGUGGCGGCAGUAUAAUAAUCAUCGGCCUUGUAAAUCCAGCCCCUUUCUAUGGUCUGGCCAGUUGUGCAUUUUAUUAAUAGUGCUGAUGGUAUGCUAAUAAACAUGGAACCAUGUAAAUGCAGCAAAAUUCUGCUGAUCCCAUGCUGUUCAUUAUUAAGCAAUAUCUGGUCAAUGUAAGUAGUUUCAACAUAUAUUAUGCGUCCCUCAUAUUCUUAAUGCCAUUAGACCUCUAAAAAUAUUUUUGCUUAUUAAAGGACACUGUUGUCACUAUAACCAUUUCAUCCCUUUGAUUCUAGUUCCCCAGGCACUGUCCCUCCAUUCAGAGUUAAACAAAUUUAGAGUAGUUUUAAAGCAGUUUAACACUAAAGGGUCCCUAGCCUUGUAGAGGUGUGGCUAAGGCAGAGAUUACACACUUCCUUGUAGUCAUACCAGUUCAUACCAUUAGUUGGUGCUCUGAUAGGCUACAAGCAGUCAGCUGACUCGACCAAUCAGCUGCUCAUUGCUCUUCAGGCCAAUACUUCCUUUUUAGUCAAAGCAGCACAGAGAGGAUGGACUGUUGGGUACUCUCAUUUAGAAUUAAAACAAACAUUAAAAACUGCCUAAUGCUGAAUGAAAUGAUGGCACCAGGGGAUUUCAGACACUAUGAGCAGUUAAAUGAACUGGAACAGCUACAGUGUCCUAUUGAGUCACUUGUGCAUUUGUGACAGUUGUAUUGUUCUUUAAUUUGUGACUGUUAUAUGCAAAAUUGGUGGAUAAUUACACUGCAAAUGUGAGAUUAUCAGAGACAGAAUUUACUCCUAGUGACUUUUGCCAGGCAGUGGAUAUCUGAAGCUUUGAUUUUUAUUUCAGAUUUUUUCAGCAUGCACUUCUUUGGUUUACAGAAAUCCCAUCUAGCUAUACUGACCGUUCCUUCCUCCUAUGUGUUAUCUGUACCUUCACUGUUUUGUUUCCUGCAUGGCAGCCGAUUAUUUGCAGGAGCUGGCUUACUGUGGCACCAGCAUUCUGGUUACCCUGUGUUUUUAAGACCUGGAAAGGUCAUUCACUGGAAAAUGCUCCAUAACCGUAGGGAAACAUCUGAUAUGAAGAGAUUAUGUGCACAAUGAGUACAGAGAGCUGUGUGACUGCAGGUGUUUAAUCCGGACAGCUUCACAAUGGGUAUCGACAGCUGCAACCCCUUCAUUCGUUAAUUACUUUACCCACCUAUCGGAGAGUGCAGUCAGGGCGACUGACAUUUUAUAAUCCCCUCUGACUGGUUCUCUGCUAUAUCCCUGCACUGGAGCCUAGCGAGGCUACCUCUUUCCGAACGGAGUAAUGGUGAUAUUUAAAGGUUUGUUUUUUUUUUUGUUUUUUUAAAUGUAAAGGCUCAUUCUUGCUGGUUGUUCUAAUUUCAAAUUUUUUUUUUAAACUGGGUGAAGAUUUCAUAUUUAGAAUAAUUUUUCACAUUCGUUUAACAGUCGUAUCAGAACGGAUUGUUUUAUGCCAUUAGGAAUGCAUAGUUCAUGAUAAACUAUCUCUGGUUAAUAGAAUGGUCACUCAUAUGUGGAGAACAACCUAAACUGCUUUAUUUAACCAAAAUAUUAUAUAGCAUACAUAUUCUUAUUUGCUUUAAUAUCAUUGUUUGAAGUGAAUCUGUCACCGUCUAGGGUCUUUGCAUAGUUUGAAAAAAAAAAAAAACCCCAGUCGGUGACAUCGCCACUGGAGGGGCAAGGCAAAAGUGAGACUUGCUUACAUGAACCUGUCCCUCACGGUCGCCGCCAUCCUCUUCGUUAUUCUCUAUUCUAGGUCUUGGCGCUAUGUGUCCGCUUUAUAUUCUCACACAGUAGCAUUGAAGUCUAUGGAGGAUCGUGAGAGACCACACCAUCCUCCAUAGAAAGGACUGAAUUUCUCCAUCGCUAGUGAUUGUUGUGGAAAUGAUCAGGCCUGACACCCGUCAAGUAGUAGUCCAUAUUUUGUCUCCGUAUAUCUUUUGAUUGGGUUUGAAUUUCAGUGAGUUUUUCUUAAAGAUUUUAGUUGGUGAGAGCGCUGCUUGAACUGAAGUGGUUUAGCAAUAUACGCAUGUAAAAAUGUAUGUGUGAGGUUAUAUUUAUGUAUGCAUGUAUACACACACAAUAUUAAACCUGAGGGGCUAAAGCCAACACCAGUGAAUACAGUGGAGCGCCACAAAAGACACUUGCCGUUAUUCAAUAAUGGGUAUAACUAUAGAGAAGAGAAUUCAAUAUAGUGUAAUAUGGGAAUUAGUGUAUUUAAGAUGUUAGACACACUUACAUAGAGAGCCAAUUAAGGACAGGCUCAUAUUUCAUAGCCGGUUGUGUACUUUGACACGGGCCGCCUUCAAUCCUUUACUCAAGGUAGACCUGAAAACAGAAGUAAAUUCAAACUGGACAAAUAUAGCGUGAAACCUCAUUCCACAAACAUACUGCUCACCUUCUGAAAAGCCUGUAAUACCUGGCUAAUGUGCCAAUAGAGGGGGACAUAACCCUUCUUUGAUGUGGAGGCAGAUAGUAGUUUAGAAGCCACAGGAUGAUUUGUAGGUUGGCAAAGGCAAAUUUUUUUUUAAAAAUAUUAAAAUUAAAAACUGUAUAAUGAAGUAAAUCAAUGUGAAAUGGUCCUCGGGCACUCCUGACUCCUGAGAGGCAUUUAGCAGACUAGCAGUUUAAUCAAUUGAUACGUGUAUAAAGUUAAGCCUGGAAAUAUUUGGACACUGACACAGUUUUUAUCAUGUUGGCUCUGUACGCCACCACAAUGAAUUUGAAAUGGAACCUUUGAAGUGCAGACUUUCAGCUUCAAUUCAAGGGGUUGAACAAAAUUAUUGUAUGAAACUUUUUUUUUAGGAAUUGCUACAGUUUUCUUAUAGCCAUUAUUUCAGGGGCUUAAAUGUAAUUGGACAAACAUGCCUUUACUGCAGCUUUUAGUUGAUUAGCUCGAUCGGGUUGAGAUCAUUGCCAUUGCAGAAUAUUCCACUUCUUUGCCUUAAAAAGAACUCUUGGGUUGCUUUUGCAGUAUGUUUUGGGGCAUUGUCCAUCUGUAAAGUGAAGCAUUGUUCAAUCAACUUUGCUGAAUUUGGCUGUCACGAACGCACCUUACUUCAAGAGUGUGCGUGAUGUAGUUGCGCUGGUGAAAGGGUUAAAGUUGACUAUUUGUCUGCACUAGACCGGAAAUAAUGAUAAAAUCCCCCUUAACACCACCCACACUAAACCAUAAUAUAACUAUUACUAUUUUAACGCUGCCACCACCAAGACAAUUUAUAAAUGGGGUGCCUUGGUCCCCCCAGGUAACUUAAUAAUAAAAACCCACUAAAUACAAUUUUAGCACAAUAUUUAAACAAUUGCAAAACACUAAUUAGUCUCUUCAGGUAAGAUUAUUUACCAGACAAAGGCAGAACUUAAUAAAGGAAUAUUUAUUAUGAGCAAAAAAUAGAUGAUAAAUUUACACCAACAGAUAAAAACAAAAUGGAUUUACUCAAUACAAAAAACUAUUUAUUUUCCAACUUGAAAUGGAAAGGGGAGUUUCCUAUGCAAACAACUCCUACCAUAUUUACAAUUAUGAUGCAUGGAUCAAUAAAAUAAGGGAAACUUUAAUUAUAAUCCAAUAACAGUCUAAAUCCAUUAACCUUGAUUUGACUUUACUUGAACCCUUGAAAUUACUUUACCCACCUAUCAGAGUGCGGUCAGGGCGACUGACAUUUUAUAUCCCACCUAACUGGUUCUCUGCUACUUCCCUGCACUAAAGUCUAGUGAGGCUACCGCUUUCCGAACGGAGUAAUGGUAAUGUUUAAAGGUGCACCGUAAACAGGGUGGAUUGGAUACUAUGUCUUGAUAUAACUGUCGACUUGAGAUUCACACUAAAAUAUAACACAUUUAUUUAAUCAUUGUAUUAUGUCCAUUUGUAUUUGUAGUUUUUUGUUGUUUGUGUAAUACAAAAUAUAAUAAAAAGAUUAAACAUCAAAACAAGAGAUACAAGAACACUAAUCACUUAGGUUUUCAAAGGAAGAUAGCGACUCAGUCAGAAUAAGAUUCUGACCCCCCAAGCAAGUACAAUAAACACUUCAGUAUCAUUAGAUAUAUACCCUGUGGAUUACCAAGCCUUGCCCACAUGUAGAGAUAAGGUGUUCCUAUAGUAACUAUAAGUGACCAUCCCCCUGUGUUCCAGACCCAUAUCAAUCGAAAUAGUAUAUUUUCCUUCUAUCUCAUCUUAUGUACUAGCCGCAGAAUUGCAUCUAUAAAUCUGUUACCAUUUUUCUAUUCCAUAGAUAUGUUACACUCCUUACUUAUGACCCAAUAUAGCGGACAUCACAUCCCUUCCCAUAUUCCAAGUUACGCUUAUCAUGUUUGGGCAUGAUUGUCCCAUUCUAAAUAUAAUAAAAAUGAGGCUUAAUUCUUAAUCUGUGGGUAAGUAUUAAUGUGUCGUUUGGAUAUGAUACUGGAACGUGCCUCUCUCGAGUAUAGGUGUUGAAUGUGUGUGCAGCCUCCUCUUCCACAUACGGUGAUCGAAUGUCGGGUAUGCUAAGUGCACACUCCGGAUAGGCGUAGCGGGCGACCAGCGUUCUCCAGAGUACAGCUUCUGGCGAACCAGGUCCCAUGUUUUAAACAGCACCGCUGUGGUUGGCAGAAUCUAUUCCAAUCGAGGCUUAUGGUGGCUUGGUAUCCAGAACCAAUAUUUCAGUUCAGUUUGUCAAUUCUAAUGUCACUCAUUGUGAUAGACAAGACUAUGGCUGCUCUGUAGUAUAAUCUGAUGUUGGGUAAACCUAGGCCUCCCACAUCCUCCCACAUCCACUGGGCAAUCUAGGAUUUUGGUCGCCACUCCUAACUCUUUUUGGCCCGUACGAAUUGCACAAUCAGUCUCUGGAUGGCAUCUAGGUCUGACAUGGGCAGCUUAAUUUGUAGGGUUCGGAAAAGGUAUUGAAGUUUUGACAGCAGUGACAUUUUUACCGCUGCAAUUCUGCCACUCUGUCAAAUAUUUACUGUCCCAUGCCCCCAGUGUGUUUAUGAACGCUGUCCUCAAAGGUUCGUAGUUGGAGUGGUAUAGGUUGGCUAUAUGUUUGGUUAGUUUUAAGCCCUCACAUCAUCGUUCGACACCCACUCCCCCAUGGCCUGCGUUUUAAGUACAUUCAAUUUGAGUUAUCCCCAUAUGUGUUUAUUUCUUUCAUCAGGUUAGGUAGGGAUGCACAUGUAUAUAUUAAAGACAACCUAAGGUAUUAAACUUGGGGUAUUUUGACUCUUUUCAUGCAACCAUUUUACCACCAAUCUAUGCUAAAUUUAAAAAGAAAAAAUGUAAUAAUUGGUGAUUUAUUUAUUUUUUGACACAUAAAGCAAUUUAAAAUACAUUUACUGAGAGCUUUAAGGAUUACUGCCAAAGAACACUCCAUUAUGUGUUCAGCAACUUCUCCUGAGUACAGUGAUACCCCCCAUGUAUAGGUGUGUCGGGUUCUCUGGGGGCUAAAAGACCCAAGGCAUUCAAUAUUGGGUAUGUCCAGUCUUUUUAAGUAGCCACUUAGUCACAAACACUGGCCAAAAUUAGCGCAUUUUGUCACAAUUAUGUGACUCAACACGCAAAAAACUAUAUCAACACAAGCAACAUAUGCCGGAACUUAGAAUGGCCAGACUUCAUGUAAUAGAGUGGUCAAAAUAACAAGCCAGGGUCAGGGAUACAGAAUGAGACAAUACGAAUAAACUAGCCAAGGGUCAGGACACCAGAAGUAGGCAAAGUCAAAAACCUAAAACAAAACAAAACAAAAAACUGAAAUAUAUAGAAUACAAAGAACAUUCUCUAUGACCACCAACAAUUGGAAACCACGACAGGGCACUGAGAAAAGGCACUAAAAAGGUUUAAUUAUGUCUCUCAGUGCUGUGAUUGGUUAUUACUUGGCCCUUGACCGCAAAACGGGCAUGUGCGCUGAUAUUGUGACUUCACACGCACACCGGCGCUCCUUUUAACAUUGAGAACGAGACCACAGCGGCCCUUUGAACGCCACACCAGCUGGGACACGUCUUCAUUGAGGAUCGGGCGGCACUCCGCCGCAAUCCAGGUAAGUUAGCCUUUUUCGGCGUGACCAGGGCGCCCUGCUCGUGUGCAGCCGUACCAAUCAUUGACUGACUUUUAUUAAAAGUAUCGGUGCGGUUGCGUCGAUCAUAGCCCCUUGUGGCGUGACACUUUUGGCCUGGGUUGUCAGGCAGGUCACCCAAAUUGCAAUCAAUAAAAUUACUUAAUUAUGUAAAAAUGACAUAAAUAUGCACAUAGAAUUUAAAUAUUUAUAUAUUUGAAGUCACAUGUAUAUUUAUGGAAUUAUGUAUAUGGACAUAUGUAUAUUUCGUAUCUUUGUAUAUUCAUAGAGAUAUAUAUUUUCAUUCUAAGUGUAUUUUGAGAUAUAUAAUCAAAAUACAGUUAGAAUAAAAUUACAUAUAUAAUUUUUAUUUUUUUAAUGUAACUUUUUAUUUUUAAACUUUUUUCACCAUCAGGGGGACUGCCUGUCAGUUCAGGCGGGGUCCCCCUGCUGGCAGCAGUAUAGACUCCUAUUGCGGCCAUGUGACCGCUCUCUCAGUUAUACAUAGUUAUAAAAUAUUUUAAUUAAUUAAAUAAAUUGAACCCCUGAGGGUUAAAAAAUAAAUAAAAAAUUAAUCCUCAGGGGUUAAAAAAAAUUAGAUCACAGUAUAAUACUGUGAUCUCUAUUUGAUCGCUGUAGGCAGUGAUCGACUGGCAGGGAAGGGGUUAAUUUUUAUUUGGACUAGGUAAAGGUUUUUUUUUUUUUUUUUACUUAAACGUUAUUAAAACAUUUUUUAAGCUUAAUUUUUUACUUUUUAAAGGUUAUUUUAAAACUUUUUUUAACGUUAACCCCUAGUUAGCCUAACGCCAAAUCCCCCAAUUCCCCACUAACUUCCACCCACCCCAGCUAUCUAAAUAUAUAAUUUUAAAAUAUUUUAAUUAAUUAAUUAAAUAAAUUUAACCCCUGAGGGUUAAAAAAAAAUGAAUUAACCCUCAGGGGUUAAAAAAAAAAAAUCAGAUCAUAGUAAAAUGUAAUCCCUGCCAAUUGAUCACUGUAGUCAGUGAUCAAUUGGCAGGGAAGGGGUUAAUUUUUUAUUAAAAUGGGUAAGGGGGACUUUAAAUAAACUUUAUUUUUUUUUCCAGCAGGGGGCAGGAUCAGCACUGAUCCGGCUCCCUGCACUUCACACAGAACCCGGAAGUGCAGGGAGCCGGUAGGUGAGUAUACAGAGCACAUGUGCUCGCUCAGACUUGCGGUCAGAGCGAGCACAUGUGCUGGGCAGCCUGACCGGGUGCUCCCGGUAUGCCUCUAAUGCAGAGGCAUACCGGAGCACCAUUAACCCCGCAAUAGCGGCGAUCCAGGGUUAAUUUUACCGCGUGACGGACGAGGUCCGUCACUCGUCGUUAAGGGUUUCCCCUGAGUGGCGGACCUCGUCCGUCACUCGUCCUUAAGCGGUUAAUAUACAAAUAUAUGAUGUGACAUAAAAGCCCUAUUUCUCCUGAACAAAAUUAUAUAUGUGUGCGUGCACUUAAUAUGAAAGAUGUGAAUUACGCAUGAACAGACGCAAAUUCAAGGUUUUGUUUACGUUUUGUUUUGAUCACAACGUGUACAACCGCUUUAGUCCUUAUGGGGGUUAAAGUGCAUUAUGUGUAAGUCAAAUAAAAACAGCCAGGAAGGAUGUUUCACUUGGCUCCACUGAUAUUCUGGACGCAGCCCCUUUAACGAGCUAUAGUAUUACAUCACGCCUCUGGUCUAUUGGCCAACAGACUGAAACGAAAGCGGAGAGUGCUUGCAGCAGAUAACAUCUGCAAGUUCACUUUUAACAUACCUCAAAGAAAACAUGAAGUUCAUGUUUUAUUUGGGAGUUUAUACUAAAUUAUAAAAGAGUGGAACCAGUAUUCCUUUAAAUGCCUGCACAGUUGCUGAUUGGAUUGGACAAAUUUACGGAUUUCUUGAUGUAGUCUGUUGAAAAUGUAAUCCAGUACAUCAAGUUCAGAUCUGCUGCUACUGUUGAGAUUUUUCCUAAAAUACGUUAUCAGUGUGAUUUCACCAUCAAUCAACAAAUUUAUGCAUAUUUGUAAUGUUCUUUUAAUAAUAUGAUUUCUCUCCCAGUGUUUCCCAAGACGUCAGUGUAAUUUAAAAACAAAUGGACAAAGGAAACCACUUCAUUUCUUUUCCUGUGUUGGAAAUAGUUUAUUUAUGUAGCGCCUACAAAUUCUGGAGCGCUUUACAGUGGGUGGACGAACAAAUAUCCAUGCAAUCCAUUACCCCCUAAUAGGAGCCAAAUUCUGCUCUCAGAUGUUUUAUUUUCUAUGUUUAAUUUAGCACCAGAGCACUGAUAGCAGAAUCCCAUGUGGCUGUCACAUAAGGUGGCAAUUUCCUUUUGUCAAUACAGGACAGUAUUCCAUACAUUAGUUUCUGGGGCCAAACCAACCCACCUGUCAUCAAUCAGUUUUCCUGGCACUGCAGGUCCCCUCUCCCUCCCACCACCCAUCCCCUGGUAGCUGAAGGGGUGAAAACCCCUUCAGGUCACUUACCUGAGACCCCGCCGAUGUCCCUCGGCGGUGGUUUCUGCUCGCCGCUGCUCCUCCCAGUGAUUGUCAGCCGGUGGGCGAGACAAGCGCAUUAGAGGUCUCCAUAGGAAAGCAUUGAAAAUGCUUCCCUAUGGGGAAUUGAGCGACACUGGAGGUCCUCACACUGCGUGAGGAUGUCCAGCGACGCUCUAGCACAGGUUUCCUGUGCUAUGGACACGGAAGUGUCCUCUAGUGGCUGUCUAGUAGAAACCCUGCAUGGUAAUUAUUGCAGUUUAUUAAAAAAAUUGCGUGGGAGUAGUGGGAGUUGGAACCCAGACCACUCCAAUGUCCCUUUAAUACAGAGACUCUACCUUUACUCCUGCCCUGUAUACUAUUUCUUAACAAAGGAUUUUCCAUAAUCCUAUUACGGCAUGUUUCCCCUUUAUAUAUCUACACUGUAUCCCUUGCUUGAGUCAUGUCGGUAUAUUUGGCUCUUCUCUCGGAGUCUAACGAGGGGUUCACCGGGAGGUGGGCGGACAUUGCUGUAUUCCAGUGAUGCAAAUUCUGUGAGUUUUCCUACAGCCUCACUAUUUUAAAGUAAUUUGCGCAAAUGGCAAAUUGGUUUUUUGUUUUUUUCUUGUUCUAGUUUUAUAUUUAUAAAUCUAGUAUUGAGCAAAAAUGUUGUGCUUUACAAAAUGCAUUUAAAGUGUUUGAAGAAAUUCCGGAAAUUAAGGCUGUGUAAGAGGUAUAAAAGCUGCAGUUUCAGCAGUGGAUAAUGCUGCUAUGGCAGUUCUAGUUAAUACUAUGAAUGUAUGCAUUUUGAUUUUAUCCUUGUGGACUUUAUGCUCAUUUGUAGAUGUUUUGCAUGAUUUGAGAACAGAUAUGUGAUGUGCAGUAAUGUAAGGCCCUGCUCUCUGCUGUCUCUUACUGCGUGAAUUGUCACUUUCACACACAAACUGAUUGGUAUUAUGUGCGGAUCCUGGAUUGCUGCAACAAUAGGCAGCGCACAGUCUACAGUAUUUACUAAACUUUCUGUGUUUAUACUGAAACACAUGCACUGCAGGGCUUGGCAAAUCUGUCUAUAAAUAUUGUAUCACAGAAUGACCCAGGACACGCACUUUGUGUAAAUAGAACAAACACACAGACUGAUGGUCAGAAGUGACAUUACCAGACAGUCUGCAACUUACACCCAGUAUAUAACAGAAUGCGUAAUGGUACAUAGCCAUAGAGGUCACGGCACACUAGUCAAUCUGUAAUAAAUGAAAAUGUCAAUCAUUUGUGUGUGUGAUAAGAAGACAGAUGGCUAAAUGUCCCUGCUACAGAUAAUUUAGGAAUAUGAGCUAGAAACACUCUGUGCUAACACACUGAUGCAGUACGUGAUGGGGAGAACUCCACUGAACACACUGACACAGUACGAGUUGCGGAGACCGCCACUGACCAACAUUCUGAUGCAGUACAAGAUGAGUAGACCGCCACUGACCAACAUUCUGAUGCAGUACAAGUUGCGGAGACCGCCACUGCCCAACACUUUGCUGCAGUACGAGGUGGGGAGACCCCCCUGCAGCCGAUCUUCUUCUGUUCCUGUCACUUCAGCUCCAGGAGCAGACAUCGCUGCUGUACUCUUGUGCAUUGAGGUCAAUGGAAUGCCCAGCUGUGGUAUCCUCCAUAGACGUGGCUAAUCUCUGGUAAGCGUUGGGCGAUUGACCCUUGUAGAUGGCAGUAGCUCUGUUCAGUGUCUAGAAGGGGCAGUCCUGCUUUGUCUCAGUAAGUCUCUAGACUGUUUUGGACUUUAGUGAAAUUUCAAAGCAGUCUGUAGGAGUAUUUCAUAAAGAUUUCGUUUUUGUGAAAUACUAACUUUGCAGGGAGGUGCAGGUGCCGCUUUAAGGAGCAGUAAUAAAGUAGAUUGGGCUACCGCUUUAGUCCCUUGGAUUUGUGAUCCACUACCAUGAGUGCUUCUCCUGCUCCCUAACAUUGUCUUUACAGGAAAUGAACAUGGCUCUAGUGAUUCCCCUGCGGCUUCUUUGAUAGCUGUUGUCCAUCUCUAAUCUUCAGGAAUUUUUCCUGUUUCCUGCUGAGUGUUCAGUUUCCCUGAUUUCUUGUGUAUUUAGUUUUUGGUAGGAAUAUGUAGUGUGGCUAAAAUCAAAGCUAUCCAGAUAUGUCCUGGACUGCUUGUACCUUUUUAACUGCUCGUCCUACAUUAUUGUUCUAUGCUUUCCUUUCUACCUCACAGGCUAAAAUGCCAUCUGACUCAUUUACCAUUAAAUGACCACUAUAGGCACCCAGACUACUUCAGCUUAAUGGGUGCCAGGUCCAGCUAGGGUUAACCCUUUCAUCUAUAAACAUAGCAGUUUCAGAGAAACUGCUAUGUUUACAUAUGGGUUAAUCAAGCCUCCAGUGGCUGUCUCAUUGACAGCCGCUAGAGGGCUUCCGCGCUUCUCACGGUGAUUUUCACAGUGAGAAGACGCCAGCAUCCAUAGGAAAGCAUUGAGAAUGCCGCGCAUUCAGCCGAAGAGGCAGAGAGGAGGAGGAGGAGAGCUCCCUGCCCGGCGCUGGAGAAAGAGGUAAGUUUAACCCCUUCCUCUCCAUCCAGCCCGGCGGGAGGGGGAACCUGAGGGUGAGUGCACCCUCAGGGCACUAUAGUGCCAGGAAAACGAGUGUUUUCCUGGCACUACAGUGGUCCUUUAAUAGAUUUUUGUGACCAGCCAGCUCCCAUCUUUACAGAUUUUAUGAAAUAAAACUAACAAAAGUCAGAGUAGAAUCACAUUCGCAUAAUACAGGAUGAUCAAGAAGACAAGCAUAUCAAAAUGUCAGUGUUGAAGCACAAGACUGUGUGGGACACGAGCUAUGUGUUUGUUGUUCCCCUCAUUCUUGCAUAGCAGUACAUCUGUUACUCUCCCAGGGCAAGGGGAUUUUUUAUUGGGGGGGUUAUUUUGGCUGAUUUGUCACUCCCAAUGGGGCACAAAGAAACCACAUGGAACACGUGGUGCUGUAGAGCAAUUUGAGGAAGUAUACCUGUUUGUGAGUGUACAUGAGCACAUACUCCAUGUAUUUAUACUGCAAAUCUAACUUAUAAUUAAAUUAUAUUGUGUCUAGCCAUACCCUGCUCAUUAAGCCGGUCUAACGGCUCUCAGAAUAUGACAGUCACUGAUAUAUCCCAUUGUACAGCACUGCACAGUUUGUAUCAAACCCCUCGUAUAUUGAUUGGUGCUUUCUAACACUCACCCAUGUUGACCAGUUUCAUAUGUUUCCUAAUUGGAUUGAUGCAGGAUAUAAAAUAUUAUUGUAACAUAGUGCUUUCUGUUGGAAUGACUUGCUAUUAAAUGAGGGGGGAAUUAGUGGCAUUCCGCAGGUCACUGUUUGUGUAUGGGGGGGAUCUCUUGUUGCACACACUGCUUCUUGCAUCCAUUUUUGUGACUUGUUUGGACCUUUUUCCCGUUUGUCAAGCUGCAUGUUACGAAAACUUUACGGUAGUUUUAAAAACAAAUUAUCGGUGGGAAUGCAGACUGCCACAGUGUGUGCUCCAGAAAUGCUACCAUUAUUAUUCUCUAAACCAAAAGGAAACCACUUUCCCUCACACUAGGGCAGUGUAUGAAAGAUCAAGAUAAACUGUUUUAUUCUUCAUUAAAUAGAGCAAAAUGAACACUGUGAAGUGUUAAACAGUGCCCGUGCUGUAUCUAUUGCCCUACUUUAUAAUCUAUCAAUAAAGGGGGUUAAUUAUAACUGCUAUCACAUAGCAUUGCUUGGUAUUAAUCCCUUUCUAUAGCCAUCCAUGGCUCCUUCAAAAUAACUGGAGCUGAAACCGCGGCCAUGUAGGUCUAGACCUGGAGCCGCCGGAUCCUUAAUGUACUCACAAUAAUGGCGACUGCUCUCUUAAAGACAGCCGUUAUUGGGGAUUUUGUUUUCAUUCAUUUACAUAAUCCUGUAAUGCUGUCAGAGGGAAGUAUGAACCCUUGUGGGUGUGUAUAUGGCUGAAUACUCAAUUAUACUAAGCGCUAGCUGUAUAGUUGGGUUGGAAUUAACCCUUGUCAUAGAUGGGAUUCUGCAGUAGGUUGUUGGAUACACAGCAGAUGCAGUACUACUAGUCAUGUUUGUCAACACUGGAUGAUGUAGCACACCAAAAAUAAAAAUUUCACUAUUGCAUGCUUCUUUUUGUAUAUGGGAACACAGUUUUUGUGGAUUAUCACUUUCUGGAUAUUUCCAGCCUUGCCGUUCAUAAAGGCACUGUAGAUUCCUAUUUGGGACUUCCUUGGUUUUAAAUUGUAGGUUUCUCUCUGCUUUGAUAAACAUUGUGUAAUGCAAGUCUUUGUGAUUUCAGGUGUAAUCGACGUGCAGAGUGGAGGUGGGCUGUAGAAAGGGCAGCUAUUAUUUGUCGCUGGACUUGGUUACAAGCUCAGGUAUCUGACCUGGAGUUCCGGAUAAGGCAGCAGACAGAGAUCUACAAGCAAAUCCGUUGUACCAAGGUAAUGGGAGGUUACAAUACCUAGCUUCCCUGGCUAUAAAAGAACACCUAUUAUAAUGGUCCGAUGGGAAUAUGCAUAGUCUGACCAAUAGGAUUCUCUAACUUGCAUCUCAUUCCUCUACUCCCAUUGAUUUUGCCAUCUUUGUGCUUACACCAGCUAUAGAAGUUCACUCUAUAUGGCGGUCAUUGGGGUUAUACCGGCUAUAUACUUUGAUUAGCAAUUAUCAGGGUCACACUGCCUAUAACCGUUCUGUUUUCAUAGCAGUCAUCGCAGUUACAUUGGCAAUAACCAUUCCUUUUUGAUGUCCAGACUUGCAUAGCAUGUCUAUUUGCAGUGCAUGUAAAGUCAGCCAUUUUAUGUGGUAAUCUGAAAAGGGAAUAUUCUGUUAUAAUACACAUUCUUUUGUAGAGAUUCUGAAAGCUCAUAUUUGCUGUAGUGAUCGGUAAAGGGUUUUGUCAUUCAAGAUGGUAUUUGUAUUGAGGGUAUAGAUUGUAAUACUCUUACAGGCACACUCCAAGGACAGCUGGGCAGUGCCAUCUGUUACCCCUCCCCAGAGUUUGAGCAUUGCAUCUUCAAGCAACAUCUUAGUAGGAAAUGUGACAGUCACUUCCUGGUUUGCAAAAACCUACUGAAAAAAACUGCAUAAUGAGAGGUUUUGCAGAAAAUUUCUAUCUACCUGUAGUUUAAAGUAGUGUUGUGCGUUGUUGGAUUAAACAUUCUGUAGUACUUCCAUGUUGUGGAAUAUAGUUUUCUACAUUUCUUUUGUUGGUUUCCAAAGACCUAAUUCCGUUUCAUUUUCUUUCAGGGUAGUGUUGUUCUUGGAGACUCGUCACAAUCUGAGGACAUGCCAGCUAGACAGAUAGUUGGAAAUGCUAAAGGCUGCAGUCGUGUGCCACUCUCUUCAAUUGAAAGGCCGUGCGAUUCAUCAUCCCCUAGCCCUGUGCUGCACUACACAGACAAACAGGUCUGUGACUGACUGGGACAGCGCCUGCUCUGGGCUGCUUUAUUUUCACAACUUCUGUUGAUGGCUGAACCUGGCACGUUGUCUUUGGUGAAAUAUCGUUGAGAGGAGGAUAUUGUAAAGUAAUCUGAAGUGUUGACCAGCCCAUCCGUAUUUUGUAAUGGAGUAUCAUUUACAGUGUUUUAGACUUGAUUUUUUAUUUUAUUUUUUUAAACAGCAGUUUAAUUUGCUUUUAGCAUACAGUACUUCCACCAUUAACCAUUGUGCCCAGAUAGUGAGUUUUCUUUUGGAAGGAGAUAUUGAAACUGAGAGGUCUGUGCUUGGCUAGGCCAUUGAGCCAUGUAACUAUGCUACUAAUGCUGGCUACCAGAGUGGCGAUUUUCAUUUUAAUCUCUAAUCAUUUCACUUCCGAUCUACUUCAAGGACCACUCUAGGCACCCAGACCACUUCAGCUUAAUGAAGUGGUCUGGGUGCCAGGUCCUUCUAGGGUUAACCCAUUUUUUUUAUAUAAACAUAGCAGUUUCAGAGAAACUGCUAUGUUUAUUAAUGGGUUAAGCCUUCCCCCUAAUCCUCUAGUGGCUGUCUCAUUGACAGCCACUAGAGGCGCUUGCGUGCUUCUCACUGUGAUUUUUACAGUGAGAGCACGCAAGCGUCCAUAGGAAAGCAUUGUAAAUGCUUUCCUAUGCGACGGGCUGAAUGCGCGCGUAGCUCUUGCCGCGCGUGCGCAUUCAGCCCAGGAGGAGGAACGGAGGAGGAGAGAAGGAGAGCUCUCCGCCCAGCGCUGGAAAAAGGUAAGUUUUUACCCCUUUCCCCUUUCCAGAGCCGGAUGGGAGGGGGUCCCUGAGGGUGGGGGCACCCUCAGGGCACUAUAGUGCCAGGAAAACGAGUGUUUUCCUGGCACUAUAGUGGUCCUUUCAGUGACUUUUGUUAAUGUGGAAGUGUCCCAAGUGAAAGAUACAAAUAGAAUUAAACAGUGGAUGUUUUAUGCAGUUACCUAUCUAGAAGCAUAAUUUUACUUCUAUUUAAUCAAUUUCAUUGUAUUAUAGUAGAAAGGGGGUUUUGCCCUUAAAAUGCUAGGAUGGUGAAAGUGUUUCAACAUGCACUACUGCUCUGCUCUAGGCAUCUAGAACCUUUCCCAUUAAAAUCACUUGUCAUCUUCCUGACAUGGCAAAGGCUUUAGAAAACAGUGUGUAUUGCAUGGGAAAAGAGUGAAAGCUGCACUUUGUAGGCUGAUUUAAAGCAGCCUUGUCAGUUUAAUUUUCUUUACAUUAUACCCCUAUUGUUGGUUAAUAUACUCUUCCCGUUUCCUUUAGUUAUGUUUAACUCCUUGAGGACAGAUGACUGUUCAGAACUGUCAUCAGAAACAUCCCCUUGAGGACUGAUGAUGGUCCUGAACCGUCCUAAUUACUUAGCUGAUUGUCGCCAUUGCUCCUGGUCUGGGGGGGACUGCCUGACCGCCCAGACAGUCCCCCCCCUCUGCAAAUUAGGUCCCUGCGUGCCAUUUGACAAUUGGUGUCCAUGUAUCUGCCUGUGUUGUCAGGCAGUCUCCCUGCUGUUGGAAAAUAAAAAUGUUUGUAUAUAAAAAAUAUGUAUUUUUAAUAUACAAAAAUUAAUAUAAAAAUACACUUAAAAAAAAAUAACGUCUUUAACCAGGAAAGGUACAUUCAGAUUACUCCGGUUUUAAAGUACGUCCUGGGGAUGUUACCGUAGCCCAACAUGCAGGGCUUGUUUACUAUUACCCAAUUUAAUGGUGCUCAUUUUAUCUACCUUGGAAGGAUGAAGGGCUGAGUCAAACCUGCAACCCAAGGGUUGAACAGAUUCCACUGAUAAUGCAUUAGCCCACUGUGCUAUCUCGUGUGUGUGUAUGUAUGUAUGUAUGUAUGUGCAAUUUUUUUUACCCUUUAUAAUAAACAUACACACAAUAUACAUACAUAUAUAUAUAUAUACAUAUAUAUAUAUCUCUAGAUACAUAUAUAUAUAUAUAUAUAUAUAUAUAUAUAUAUAUAUAUAUAUAUAUAUAUAUAUAUAUAUAUAUAUAUAUAUAUAUAUAUAUAUUGUGUGUGUAUAUUAUAAAGGGUAAAAAAAAUUGCUAGCACUAUAUUUAACCCUGUAGCUUUCCAUGACACCCUAAAACAUGUGCAUGUGGGGUACUGUUUUACUCGUUAGACUUUGCAGAACACAAAUAUUAGUGUUUCAGAACAGUAAAACGUAUUACAACAAUAUCAGUGAAAGUGCUGUGUGUGUGUGUGUGUGUAAAAAAACAAACAAAAAAAAAAAAAACUCCACUUUCACUGACCAUAUCAUCGCUGUGAUAUGUUUUAUUGUUUUGAAACACUAAUAUUUGUGUUCUGCAAAGUCUAACGAGUAAAACAGUACCCCACAUGCACAUGUUUUAGGGUGUCAUGGAAAGCUACAGGGUUAAAUAUAGUGCUAGCAAUUUUUUUUACCCUUUAUAAUAUACACACACAAUAUAUAUAUAUAUAUAUAUAUAUAUAUAUAUAUAUAUAUAUAUAUAUAUAUAUAUAUAUAUAUAUAUAUAUAUAUAUAUAUAUAUAUUCUAGAUACACACACGUGUAAUUUAAUAAGAAUAUAUAUAUUUGUGUUCAGCGAAGUCUCCAGAGUAUAACAGUACCCCCCAUGUACAGGUUUUAUAGUGUUUUUGAAAGUUACAGGGUAAAAUAUAAGGCCAUUUUUUUCACAUUGAAAUUUGUCAGAUUGGUUAUGUUGCCUUUGAGAGCGUAUGGUAGCCCAGGAAUGAGUAUUACCACCAUGAUGGCAUACCAUUUGCAACAGUAGGCAAACCAAAUUUACAUGAGGUGUGAUUCAGAGAUUUAUGACAGAUAAGUGUUACAAUGUCACUAUUGAUAAAUGUUUAAAAAUGUGUAUUUUGAAACGGCAAUGUCCUACUUGUACUAUAACUUGCAAAAAAAAAAGCAUGUAAACAGUGGGUGUUUUUAAACGCAGGACAUUUUUAAAUCCGUUUUAUCAGUUUUGUCAUUCGCUUUUGUAGAUGAGUAAAAGAUUUUUCAAGCAAAAGUCCCAAAACCUUUUUUUUUUUUUUGUUUCUCCAAUUUUUCACCAUAUUUUAUUAAAUUAUGACAUCAAAUAAUGGUAUGUAAAGAAAGCCCUUGUCCUGAAAAAAAAAUCUAUAAUUUGUAUGGGAACAGUAAAUGAGAGAGAAGAAAAUUACAGCUAAACACAAACACCAUUAAAGUGUUAAAACAGCCCUGAUCCCUAACGUACAACAUGGCCAAAACAGCCCUGCUCCCUAACGUACAACAUGGCCAAAACAGCCCUGCUCCCUAACGUACAACAUGGCCAAAACAGCCCUGCUCCCUAACGUACAACAUGGCCAAAACAGCCCUGCUCCCUAACGUACAACAUGGCCAAAACAGCCCUGCUCCUGAAGGUGCUAAAGGGAGAACUGUUUUCCUGCACUAUAGGUUAAUACCCCUCCUCCCCUCCCUUGGUGCUGAAGGGGUUAAAACACAGAGCUUUACACAAACUCAUUAAUUGUGCUGUCUAUAUACCGGUAGUGUACACAGAGCUGUACAUGAACUCACUCCUUCUGUGUUCUAUGUGAACUAGGGUCACUGUCAUUGUGUCUAGCCGAGCCAAGGGGCGUGUGUACAUCGUUUUGUUCUUUUCAUAAUGGUGAAGAAAUCUGAAACUUUUUCUUGUUAAUUUUGUACCUUUGAAUUCCAUGUGGACUAGACUGGUCUAACCAUGUAUUUUAAUUCAUUGGGCUGGGUCAUGUAUAAGUAAAGCUAUAUUAUCUUAUUUCCUGACUGUCAAGUGUCCUGUCCUAUACUAAAUAACAUUUGGUUUAUGGCACUUGGUCUGUAGCCUCUGGAUUACACAUAGUGCCCUGUUUUAAUGCAUUGCAUUUUCUUCAUGCUUUCUUACAGUGUUCCCGCCUUACACACUCUGUUGAAAAUGUUUUGUGUCAAAAUCCAUCCACCACAACUGUGUCUGAAUCCCAAGGAUCCCAAAAACCAUCUCGUCAGGUCAAUGGACUCGUAAAUUGGUUAGUAACUGGUUCAUUCCUACCUGUUAGAUAUUUAUAGGCCGGUCUAACUUUCCUACUGUAUCGGGCUAUGCGCGGCCUGCUGCGCCAGUCUUCUAGAGAAGAGUGUGCUUGUUGUAUUUCAAUGUGAUACAAGUACGGUGUUUACAUGGCAGAUAUUUAGUUGUUAUAUCAUUGCAGUGUGCGUUCUAAUGUGUCAUGUAACGGCUCUGUGGAAGAUUUUGACUUGGAGUUGUCAUCGGGUAAGAAGCGACGUCCAGAUGUCAUUUCUCAAUCAGUGCUUAUAGAAUCCACCUGUGUGGCAGCAAGAACACGACCCCUUCGUGGACACAAAAAGCGUAGGCUGGUCAGGACGAGCUCUGUAUCUUCCCUUAGUAGAAAGGUAAGUUCUCUGUGCCUACAUAAACUGUCAUAAAGAGCAGCUGUCACGGUUCCCUGUUCUUUCACCUCAAUAUACACUUUUGUUUUAUUUACUGGGGUGAAUAAAAAAGCAAAGAGCAAGUAUAAAAUGUACGUCUGCUGCCCUUCCAUGUUGGGACCACUUUGUCUCCCCAUGAUGUAUUUGGCAUUUUCAUGCAUAUGCAAUGCAAGGUUAGCUAAAUUACCUGGUUUGCCUGCCAUAGUUUAUAAAUUCAAAACCUAAAUAACAGCUAACUUUUAGUCCUCUUGCAAUCUUUGCAAUUUGUUUUUCACUUCACUACAAUUCGGUGUUCCACCACCUCAAUCAGCAGAGUUUCACUUUCCUUUAAUUUUUCUUUACAUAAUGGUGAAUCCCGCUUACCCAGUAAAAUAUAAUUUGUCGUGCUAUCCCACACAGAGGUUGGGCUUUGGAUGUCCGGAAUACCUCGGUAUCUUGGGAGAUGUCUUUUAUUUCCCAGUAUUCUCAGAUACAACACAAGUGUUUCAAUAUAUAGAUCUAUAUUUAUAGAGAUUUUUUCCCCCCAUAUUAUUUUAACUUUUUAUACUUUACUUAGCCUCCGAAGCCUUUGUCGAUGAAGUGUAGCUGUGAACUUCCUGUUACAUGUAUCCUGUGUGGCCGCAAGACAUGCGCAUGGAGCACGCCCAUCCCCACCGUGACUGUAAACGAGCGGAUAGCACUAAUGGACCCGGGCUAUCACUCUAUCCUUUCCUUCCCCUACGGUAAUUAGUUUUUUCUUCCCUGCUAGAAUGGCUGUUGGUGCAGAGAUUGGCACUGUGUGUUGGGCGCUACCUGGCAGCAUACAUGUUUUUGUGACUUUUCAUAUAUAGAAUGUAAAGUUUGUGUGUUGUGUAUGUCAUUUCAUCUUCCUAUACUGAAAGACAGUGAGACUCUGUAAUUUCCUGGGUGUAAUGAGUGACUUUUACCUUUUUAGUAUGGUUUGCAUUGUCUGUAUAUUUAUGCUUGCAACAUGUUUACUGUGAUUGUGUUGUGAAUUUUAGUUCUCGUUGCUAAUUGGCUGCUAUUGUAAGGAGUGGAAGUCUAUACAUUCUGUAGCAGUGAUUUACUUGAGUCUCACCUUGUUUUAUAGAAUUUGUCUCCCUUUAUGUUUGGUUUUGCAGACACCUCCCUUAACUUGCACUUUGAAGCAUUACUGAAAGAGGACAGACUGUUCCGGCUCAGUAACAAGCUCAAGGCUUUAAAGCUUUCUCAGCUCAGCAAGAAGCCCCUGGACAGACUGAGAAAAGGCUACCAGAGCCCCGCGUCAGACUUUGCAGGCAGUAAGUGCCGCAGCAUCCUGCGUUAUCUGUCAGACGCCUGGACCUGCACAGUGCAUCUCUACAUGAGCAAGCUGCCCCUUCUGCCUAAAGAACUGACAAAAUAUACAAAUCCUAAAGUUCACUUAUUUUUCUUUUAGAUUUGUUUUUUCUGCUAACUAAACCUUAGCAUCCUUAAGCUUUUUGCUCAGUGCAAAGACUCUGCAUUGAAUGGUGCGUGGCUACUGUUCUCUCCCUAUCUUCUUUCGUGUGAAUUUUUUUGUUUAUUUUUUUGCUUGCCAUUCUCGAUCUCCCUGUGAGAAGGCCUUACCAGGUUCUCUCUAAUCCACCAGGUUAUGCACACGGUAAAAGUGACCAAGAGAAGUUAUGUCAGUAUCGUUUGGAGAGCUGGCAGCGAAACGCCCGAUUAGUAUCGGACCUGGUGACAGAUCGAGUCAGGUCCCAGCUGCGGAAAACGCCUCAGUCAGCAACACACCCAGGUAAACCUCUAUAAAUAAAAUGGGAGUCCUGAAUCCCAUCCCAUUGGCAUUCCAUGCUGACUAUCGCUGGUCACAUUCAGCACGUACAAAGGAGCUUCUAUUUAAACAAAACAAUGUCUGGCCUUGGCUGGCUAUUCAUUCUUAGAAAUAAAAUACAACUGGAGUGUUAUAAAACCCAAUCCACAUAGUGCCCACAAUUAUUCUGUCAGAGGCGCACAGACUGUGUUGGCAAUUCUUUUCAGAGUAUCUUUAUGUAAAAUAUUCAAAAUGCUUCAGUAACCUUUCAUCUGAAACUGGAUUGAACUGGAGUGAACAGUUUGUCCCCUAAACUAUGAGAAUUCUGUACAUUGACCCCUUAAGGACACGUGACGUCUUUCACCAUCAUCACUAUCUAACUUACAAAGAUCCCUAACCCGUAUGAUGCAACGUGGAGAAUUGCUGUCAUGUUAACUCUCUUCCAGUGGAGCUUAUAUGGCAUUUUUAUAAACAUUUUACUCAUUUCAUACAUUUCACAAAUGGUCUAUCCUACAAUAUGCUUUUCUACAUUUUAUCUUGUAUCCCUGUCAGUUAUUGUUCGACACUGUUGUUUUUCCUUGCGCUUAAUAAGUGGAGAAGAGGAAGCCCAAACCAUAUCACUUGCUAAAUCUUUAACUUCCAUUUAAGAUUAAAAUGAAAUCAUGCAAGUUACUGGUGAUUUUCAAUGUUUUAUGGAAUGGUGACAUUUACAGAAAAGUAACUGUUCCCCUGUAGCAUUGUAAGCAGUCGUCUGAAGAUAUUGGGGUGUGUAGUCUGCCUCGGUGGAUCUACCACAUGUUGGCCAUCGCUGUGUGUUCUGCUAAAUUAAAUGUGGUGAUUUCCCUUCCUCUGUAGUUUAAGACAGUUUAAUUUUCUUGCACAGGAUCUCUGUUCAGAGAUGACAGACAAUAUAAAGACAUCUCGAGUCCCAGCCUACAUGUGUCCUCCCCCAUUACUUCAAGACCAAGCUAUGUGUCCCACCAGCUUUCAUCUCUCACCGAAACCCCCACAGCCUCAUCUGGCUGCCAGCAAACCAGCAACACUGCGGUAAGGUUUAACUUCAAUACAUGACCUUCAGCGAGCCUGACGGCAAGUGCGAUUACAUUUUGUUACAGUUCAGUAAGCUGCGUGUCAUGGCAUUGACCAAAAUGUACUGUUUAGAGCAGGAAACACAUAGAAUAAGACAAAUUUCAUUUCUACCAUAUGAACAUUGUAAUAACGGCAAUGCCUUCCUUCCUAUGGACUGUUAUUCAGUUUUACUGGAGAAGUGUGUAGGAAUACACAAAUUCUACUGCAAAUAAUUGGGAGAUUUAGCAGAUAACAUAUGUAUGACCCAUAGAAUUAUGAGGUUAUGUUUAAUUGUAUAUUUGGGGUCUUGCUAGGCCACUUGUAAGCAAACACUACUGGUGGGUAAUCUGCGAGCGUUUAACAUCAUGGCACCUGAGAUGCUACAACCAGUGAAGAUUGGCGCUCCUGUUAAAACCUAUGUAGACUAUAGAUUUUUAAAGAUGUUGCGAAAUAUCAAUUAUUCAUUCUCGGAUUCUAGUCAGAAUGUUUUUUUUUGUUUUUUUUUUAUGCCUGGGUUUGGCAAAUUAACAAUGCUAGUGUCAAGAUCAUGUUUUUGUUUUUCUUUCCAGAACCUCAAGAGAAAAAAAUUAGAGAAUUCAUAUGACAUCAAUAACAUUGUGAUUCCCAUGUCUAUGGCAGCUGCAUCUCGAGUCGAGAAAAUCCAGUAUAAGGAAAUCCUCACUCCCAGGUAGGUGUCACAUGAAUGACGUACAUUAUGUGUAUCUGGUUGGGUCAUAGCUAGCUUUUUAUGGUAACCUAAUGCAGUAUGCACUUUCAAAUAAAAAGUAUAUAUUUUUAGUAUAAAAAUAACUAUUUUAUGAAAGUUCCUUAUUCCCGGAAGUAAAAGAAAUUUGUCCGCAACUGUUUUUGAAUUUUGACUUUCCAUCUCAGGAUAAGAGUCAAAAAUACCUUCUCACACACAUAUUGUUUGCAAUCAAACUCUGUAUAGCAAGAGCUUAGAAAAGCCCAUCGACUGUAUCCAAUCAAAAUCCGUAUAGCAAGAGCUUGGAAAUGUCCAUAUGUUCUUCAAAAUAAAUAUAAAAAAUAUAUAUAUUUUAAACUGCCGGUUGUUUGGGUUUUAGCACCUCCCCACCUAUUUGCUCUGGUAUAUAGUGUGGCUGCUAUUUUCCUCUUUUCUAGUUCCCACUGCAGCUAGCAACACAUUAAACGUAAAACAAUGUGCUUCCAUUAAAGGAGGUUGUAUGCCCACCCUGUAGUGUGUAUAUAGUGCAUUAGAGGCAUUAAUUUGUCCUAACGUGCCAGUAUCCUCCCUCGACUGUCUAAUGAACUCCACUACACUUGCUAUUCAUUGCAUCAUGGUUUCCUAGUUAGUCUGUCACAUGCUUCGGUGCCAUUGUUCUGAAAAGGGAUGGAUCUAGGAGUUCUGAUUCCAAAAGUUGCCUCAGAACUAAUAGAAACAUGAUCAAAAACAUUCAAUACAUAAUUAUUCAUAUUUCAAUGUUAGUGUGCUGCCCAUUUAAACACUUUCCAUCCUGUCUGAGCGUUGUUAACGCAGUCUGAUCAUUCAGUACAUAAUUAUUCAUAUUUCAAUGUUAGUGUGCUGUCCAUCCUGUCCGUGAGGGUUGUUUAGACGCAGUCUGAUCAUUCAGUGCGCCAUUUUAUUUGCUAGGAUAUAGAAGUUGGACAAACAUUCUAAAAGUAGCCUAGAAAAUGUCUGAAGCACUUCAAUAAGCGGUCUCUAGUAAGGCAUGUAAAUAACGGUGACUUGUAUCUCAACAGCUGGCGUGUCCUGGAUUCCAUAGAAAGGGAUACAGUGUUGGGAAUCGAUCCUGAGGUGAGUGGUUUUUCGAAUAUCGUGCCACACACUGACAAUUUUACUUUUUUAAAUUGUAAGAGACUCUUAAAUAUUGUUAUGCUUCUAAAAGCAAAAGUCUGUGUCCUCCACUAUGUUAGUAAUUCGAAGUGUAACACUUUCCUAGUAGGGUGCACCCACCACCUAAAUACUACUUUAUAUCCUUUCUUGAUCAUGAUGGAGACUAGUGAAUGGAUAGUUUGCCCUCAUAAAUGAGAUUUCCUUCGGGUAUUUUAUACGGACUGUAAGCUUUGGCCUCACCUCUAGUGUAACUGGCUGUAGGCUAUAGUGGUUCAGUCUGUUAACUUGCCUAUCUCUGUUCCUGCAGCUGGAAGAUUUGUCAGAUGAGGCCUAUCUAAAUCGUCACAGUGCUAAUGAAGACCUGGAACGGUCACGAUGGGAUUCCUGGGCAUCAGCCACUCCUCAGAGGCGAGGGAGCAGGUAUGGAUAAUAUGGCUGACCACUUUAACGUGUAGUCAGCCUGCUGUUCCCAUGCAUUACUACAUAGUAACACUAUACACAAUGCAGAACUCCUCUUUAUACAAUAACAUGAGUUUAACAGCUGUAUGCGAAGCAUGUUGGAUGAUCGCUAUUCCUGGGAAAGAAACGGUCUGUGCAGACUGUUCAUGAUCAGAUUAGUCAUGCCUUUAUAAGCUAUUUACUUUGCAUGAUGAGCUGUCAUGUACUUUCCUUGGCUAUUUCUUUGUGCAACGUAAGUAACUCUUUUUCUGAUGUGUUUUCAGUGUUAAAGGGAUGCUACGUCACUAAAACAACUUUAGCUUAAUAAAGCCGCUUUUGUGUAUCUAUCAUGCCCUCUCAUUUAACGCCUAAUUGGCAGAGAAUUGAACAGUAAAACAGCAGGGGCAUGAUUUAUACAUCAAAACUGGUGACUAUAGUGUCCCUUUAAAGGGUAACUGUCCCCUUUAAACAUUAGACGUAGCAGUUGGCAUAAUGCUUGCUGUCUCUAUGCUGGCAGUUGUAGAACCCAGGACAGAGCUUUUAACCGUAAUUGUCAGCCAACAUGAAGGCACUCUAGUAUAGAACUACAGUAGUGUCUUUCUACAUAUAACUUUAUUCCAGAUCUUGCGUUAAACAUAGGUAAACCUGAUAAUCCUGGGAAAUGACAAUUCCUCCUUAUAGAUGGUAAAAUAUCAUGGAAGUUACUGGGUGGUGGGGGUCUACGUUUUGACCACCCAUGAGCAAGCAAAUAAUUUUAAGUAAUUCAGAACACCUUUGUUCAACUGGGUUCUAAUUUUGUGGAUAAUUUAAUGUUAUUGGCAUGCAGAAAAAUUUACCUGACACUAGCUUAUGUGGUUUACUGUCACCAUAGGUCCUCCAACAAAUCCGAUGGGCGCUGGACUCCACAACCCCCUUCCAGUGGUCUGGGAUCUCUCCAGCCAGCUUCUCCAGAUGUUGGAUUUCAAUGCCUUAAUGAUGUCCCGCUUACCCUGUCAUCUGCUGCACCUGACAGCCCAGAGCCUUACACCAAUGUCCAAUGCCUCUCUGUUAAGAGCCGGACAAGAGUUCUCUCCUGGAGUGAGGAUACUAGGUCGUCCACCCCAGAAGCUCCAGAUGAGGAGGAGCAGGUUAGUUUCUCUGUGUACCUCCAGGAUUUGAUGGGUUAUGGGCUUGUCUAUGAAGGGUGGAUGACCCUGCCACAGGCUUACUUUAGCAAAAAAUGCUCUAGAUAGUGCUGUUAAUACACAUUAUCAAACGUGUGUAGAUUGUUACAUGAUGGCAAUGUGUCUUACAAUACAACCUGAGAGUCCUAAGCUUCCCUGCUUAAUUUAACACUGUUAAAACUCUUGUAUUUAAACCAGAUUAGUGUUUUAACAGUUUCAUGUGCUAAUGGGAUAUAAUGCCUGCAAUUGCUGACUCUAAUGGGACAGUUGGGUUUUCUUGUAAAUAUCACACAUCCUGGUCUCAGCCCAGCUCUUCUUUAUUUGGCUCUAUAAAGUAGUUUAUAUAUUUAGGACGUCUUUGUAGGUCAUGUGCAGAUGCCAGAAACCAUGUGCAUGACUUGCAUGAUGUUUGCACCCUGUUCUUUUCCUAGAGAUGCCAAACUAGCAGGGUUUUAAUGCAUGUUCACAAUAUAAUUUAAUACAGAGGAUGGCAUGCAGACAAGCAGCAGUUAUUAGUAAUAAAAUAACAAGGAUAAAAUGAGCCGGCACACUGUGCCCAUUACAUUUUACCCAUUCAGCUGUCACUCUGUGGUUUUGGUAUUCUCUAUAUGAUUUGAAUCCCUUGUGGAACAGGCUAGGAAGUUAAGCCACUCUAAGAAAGCUUUAUUGUGUGCAGUAUGAAAUGCCCUAUUACGUGUCAACACCUCCCUUUCAUUGUUAUUUCAGGCUGUCCUGCCAUGGGAGCAUCGAAAUUUUCCCCUCUCGGACAGAGAUCUACGAGCUCUGCAGAACUUGCCUGUAACUCCCAGCAGAAGCAGAAACAAGCAGUCCCACGAGGUCAUGUGGCACCCAACCAGCAAGCCUAGCACACGAACUGAGAGCUUAGACUUUGGCAUGUCAACAGAAAACCUCGCCCCUUCCUCCAAAGAGCCUUCCUUGCCCAAUAGCAUUUCAGUAGUUCGUUUUCAUGCCCAAAGUGGUGAAAAAAUUGCAAGCCUGGAAUACUUUCCAGCCAGGCCAGUAAACAAGAGAUGA